UUGAGCAUGGCAGCUGCGACAGUCUUCGAUUCCGUUCUAUUCGGAAACAUUUUUGGCACCGAGGAGGUGCGCGAGUGUUUCUCCGAGCGCUCUUACGUGUCUCGCAUGAUCGAGGCUGAAUGCGCCCUCGCUCAGGCAGAAGAACAGGAGGGUGUCAUCCCAGCUGGCGUUUCUUCAGUCAUUCGUGAGCACAGCGAUGUUUCCAAGAUCGACUGGCAGCGAUUAGCAGCCAGGACUGAGAUUGUAGGCUACCCAGUGCUUCCGCUCGUGGAGCAAAUGUCCAAAUGGGUCCCGGACUCAGAAUCUGGAUACAUACACUGGGGUGCGACGACCCAAGAUGUCAUGGACCUUGCCUCAACACUCCAAUGCAAGUCCGGCCUCGUCAUUGUCGAACGCCUCCUCCGAUCUGUGGUAACAACACUCGAGAACAUGGCUGCCAGAUACCGAGACAGUCCCAUGGCAGGUCGCACCCAUCUCCAACACGCAUUGCCUAUCACGUUCGGUUAUAAAUGCGCAGUCUGGCUUGCUGGCCUUCACAGACAUGUAGAGCGCCUCGAGCAGCUCAAGGAGAGAUGUUUAAUGGUACAAUUUGGUGGUGCUGCAGGCACUUUGGCAUCUCUUGGUAGCUCAGAUGCUGGAAUCCGAGUGCGAAAUACUCUCGCAAAGAUCCUCGGCCUGAGAGACCCUAUAGUAACCUGGCACGUCACACGAGACUCCGUUGCUGAGAUUGUCAACUUUCUCGCGCUGGUUGGGGGCACACUAGGCAAGAUUGCCAUGGAUCUCAUUAUCAUGUCUUCCAACGAGCUCAACGAGGUUGCCGAGCCAUAUGUCCCACACCGAGGAGCUUCAUCUACGAUGCCGCAAAAAAGAAAUCCAAUCAGCAGCGAAGUCAUACUAGCACAAUCUAAGAUCCUGCGCGCCCAGGCAGGUCUUGUUCUCGACGGCAUGAUCGCCGAUUUUGAGCGAGCCUCGGGGCCCUGGCACCUUGAAUGGGCAGCUAUUCCCACGGCUUUCAUCUCCGCAGUCGGCGCACUGCACCAAGCAGACUUUGCUCUGUCAGGGCUGCAGGUCAACACCGAUGCUAUGCUCACUAAUCUCGACUCUACACGAGGACUGAUCGUGGCCGAAGCCGUGAUGAUGGGCCUUGCCAAGUAUAUUGGGCGACAGGAAGCUCAUGAAGUGGUAUACCGCGCAUGCGUUGCAGCAGUAGAAGAGAACUGCUCGUUGCUGGAAGCUCUGAAUAAGAAUACCCAAGUAACGAGCCACAUAGUUUCAGCUCAAAUAGCCGAGCUGUGUGAUACUACGAAAUACUUGGGCUGUUGCCAGCUUAUGGUUGAUGAGCUUCUCGCAGCCAAGGUGCCAGAGGCGCCGAGCAAAACGAACGGUCAUCUUACAAAUGGCCAUUCAAAGGUUGAAAAGUCACAGUUGAAUGAGGCAUAG
Clonostachys rhizophaga is the source of this 1440-nucleotide messenger RNA. The record is from the annotation of a GenBank genome assembly. Lineage: Eukaryota; Fungi; Ascomycota; Sordariomycetes; Hypocreales; Bionectriaceae.